GUUCGUUGCACCAUAAAAAAAUUAUACUUUUUAUUUUGGUUUUUGUAAAUUUUUACUUAAUGUCUUUAAAGAAAUGUUAUCGAAAUUAUCGAAAAGUGAGAAAGUUGCUGCAAAUUGAAAAUUUCUUGUGCUGUUUUGAGAUUGAAAGUAGCUUGCCAGUCGCUGGAUUAUUCAUUGCAGUUCCGUGUUGCAUUCUGACAUAUCACGAUGCGGUAUUUUUAUGGGAAUAUAUGAAAGAGAGGAAUGAAGAGGAAGUGAGGAGUGGAACGAGAUCACCGGAAGUUUUCGAAUUUAUAAAAUGCUGUGAAAUUUUUGUCUUCAUCUUUUCGUCACUCUUUUCAUUCUUGAUGCAGUACAUGAUGGCCAAUAGAGCAACGAAAAUUCUUCGCCUUUGCAUCGUUUGCAGCAUGACAUUGACAUUGAGUGUCUUCAUUGAGGGAGUUUCGAGAAAAUCGCUCAAUCUCAUCGCCUUUUUUGCCUUCAAUUUUUACUACACGCUGUGCAUUUAUUCAACUUUUAAGAGAUUUUGUAGGGAAAUUUACGAGGAGAAAGUUAAAAUGUUGCAAAUUGAGCUUUAUUAAAUUAAUUUUUUUUUAGAAAAUGUUAAAGAUUUUUGUGUGGAC
Molecule: messenger RNA, 623 nt
Organism: Chironomus riparius
Lineage: Eukaryota; Metazoa; Arthropoda; Insecta; Diptera; Chironomidae
Source: the annotation of a GenBank genome assembly